Molecule: messenger RNA, 2454 nt
Organism: Macrosteles quadrilineatus (aster leafhopper)
Lineage: Eukaryota; Metazoa; Arthropoda; Insecta; Hemiptera; Cicadellidae
Gene: Pex6
Product: peroxisomal ATPase PEX6
Exons: 11
Coding region: 6-2378 (790 amino acids)
Biological process (GO): protein import into peroxisome matrix
Cellular component (GO): cytosol; peroxisomal membrane
Molecular function (GO): ATP hydrolysis activity; ATP binding
Source: RefSeq, a predicted model, not a curated record
AGAUUAUGGCAGAGAGCAAUGCUCCGUUUUCAGUUGAAUGUGACUUCAUCAGUAUCCCUAGUAGUUUUUUGACUCCAGGAAAGUUUUUUGAUUUAAUUGAAGAUGAAUCAUUAAUUUGCGGUAUAGGUCCAAACACAUUAUUAGUUAGUGAGACAACAGCGAGAAGAUUAAACAUUGACCUCAAAAAUAGUUGUCAAGUAUUAUGGCUGGUGUUGAAAUUAGGUUUAAGUAAUUUAGGAUCAUGCACUAAUUUCAAAACGGAUCAUGCUCUUGAAACCAAGAGGCUAUUGCAAGUUGUAAUUGACACGAGGGUAAAAGAUGAUUUAGUAAUUACAAGUGAAGAAUUUUUCUAUAAUUUAGAAUAUUGUUUGAGUUUAAGAACUUCCUGCCGGUUUACCUCAGUAAUGAAACUUAAAACGUUGCAACUUUCACUGGAGAGACGUUUAAAAAAUUUGCCAACUAAAGCAACAAAAGUGGUUUUGUCUCUGAUACAACUGGAACCCAGCACUAAUAAUGACUUUGUUGACAAAGCGCUGCAAAGCUAUUUCACACUUCCAAGAUACGUAUGCAAGAACGAUACUUUUGGGGUUUAUAUUCCUAAACACCACAAACUGGAUACAAACAAUAUUAAUAUAGAUGUAUUGUAUUUUAAAGUAUGUCAAAUAGAAGGAUCUGCCGAUGAUCAGAGUGAUAUCUGUCAAGGGUUCUUUGUUGAUAGCUCUGUCACUAUCUAUCAAGUUCCAAACAAUCAAGAUUUGCAUCCUCCAAGAAGACUAGUGGUUGAUUGUUCUAGUCACCAAACGCUUGAUGAGUUGAUAAACAGUGAACUGUUAAACAUUUUCUCCUUGCAAGGUCACAACCUCACCCCUCAUUGUUUGAAUGACACAUUUCAAGUUGUGUGCAGCUGGGUUGAGCCUUUCCUCUCUCAAUACCAUCAUCUGCAAGAUGCUGAGCUAACUCCAAUUUUCCUUUUAUCGGGACCAAAUGGAUGUGGAAAAACAAUGUUGUUAGAAGCUGUAAGCCGGUAUUUUGGAAUAAACUACUGGAGGAUAGACUGUGUUAUGGUGGGAGAAUCAGUACCUGGCCAGACCGAAGCAAAGCUUAAAGCUAUUUUUAGUAAACUAAGCACGAUAGCACCAGUCAUUUUACAUCUCAGUAAUAUUCAGGCGCUAUUUGAAGAUGCCGAAGGAAAAGACGAUAUUAGAGUUUUGGCUUGUUUUGAGCAUCAUAUCAAGUCUUUGAAGCCAAAAUAUCCUGUGAUCAUAAUUGCUUCAACAGGCAACAUCAAAUCAAUAAGUUCCAACAUCAAUCAAUUGUUUUUGGAGACAACAACAAUAAAAUCUCUAAAUCAAAGUGAUAGAGAAGAGGUUUUGUCGUGGUUUGUUAACUGUUAUCAAAGAGUUCUAGACAAACAGAUAGAGCAAGCCGUAGCAUCUCAAACGUCAGGGUUUUUGCUGAGAGAUCUAGAAAUGUUAGUUUCUCUAGCUUCCAAAGAGAAGUACUGUAGACUUAAACAAGAACAGACAGAUGAUGGAGAAUUUGUCUUAUCGGAUUUCUCCAAAACUAGUGGAACUAUGCGGAAGGUGUUCUCAGAGUCUAUUGGUGCGCCCAAGGUGCCUUCGGUGUCUUGGAAGGAUGUUGGUGGCUUAGAGCACUUAAAGAAGGAAAUAUUGAGGUCAUUUAGGAGCAACUUGUUCACCACGGGACUGAGAAGAUCAGGACUACUGCUCCAUGGACCCCCUGGCACGGGUAAGACUCUGCUAGCCAAGGCCGUCGCUACUCAGUGUGGACGUAACUUUCUUUCCGUCAAAGGUCCAGAACUGCUUAACAUGUAUGUCGGCCAGAGUGAACAGAACGUUCGAGAUUUGUUUGAGCUGGCCAAAGCUGCUUCGCCCUGUAUUGUGUUCUUCGAUGAGCUUGACUCUUUAGCUCCAAACCGAGGACGGAGUGGAGAUUCUGGUGGAGUAAUGGAUAGAGUUGUAUCACAGUUACUAGCAGAGAUGGAUGGUGUGAGUAGCUCAGGAGAUGUGUUCAUACUGGGAGCCACUAACAGACCAGACCUCAUAGACCCGGCCCUCCUUCGACCUGGCAGGUUGGACAAACAGCUGUAUGUGGGUCCAUGUGAAGACAAGGACUCCCAGCUGAGUGUGCUAACUGCUCUGACACGCAAACUGAGGCUAGCCUCUGAUGUGGACCUACAGCAGGUAGUGUCCUCUCUGCCCAGCAAGGUGUCGGGAGCUCAGAUCUCUGCGUUGUGUUCGGCUGCUUGGCUAGCUUCAGCCCGAGAGACCAUUCAGAGUGGACAGUACAAAGAAGACCCGACAGUUGUGGUGAACCAAAGUCACUUUUUAUCGGCUCUAGGAACUGAUCUUGGCUGACUUUUAAAAAGUGAAACUACAGACAAUUAUAUUAUGUAAUAUGAAAAUAAAAAAAGAUUACUUGCACAUCAUUCAA